Messenger RNA from Porites evermanni, 2107 nucleotides. The record is from the annotation of a GenBank genome assembly. NCBI's taxonomy places the organism in Eukaryota, Metazoa, Cnidaria, Anthozoa, Scleractinia, Poritidae.
ACUGAUUUAGGAACUGGAUUUUUCGAAGAACCCCAAGGAAUAUUCGAAGCUUCGUCCACGAAUUGCCUCCCACUUACGGCUUUUUUUUCGUCGAAGUCGUGUUCAUUCUUCGCUUAACGAUCUGAUGGCCGAUCUGAAUCUCUCUACGGAAUGCUGUUUCACUCUGUGGAUUACUUUACUGAACAUUUAUCCUCAUAUUGCAGGUCGCUGUUUGCUGUUCAAACAAGAUCUGUAGGUUGUUCCUACAAGUGUACGUCGUUUUCCAUCUCCACGGUUUUGCGUGGUCUAUUUCCUAGAUUGAAGCUUACAAAAUGGACGAAAGGCGGGAAGACACCGCUCAAAGGUUCUGAACUUCAUGUAUAUCGUUAUUCAAUGUUGCAGUGUUGUUUAAAGUGUUUAAGUGUAUAUGAAAGUACAGUAACAAAUAUGUUGAUUAUCUGCCACUAUCACAUUGAGCAUUGCCGAUUAAAGAUUCAUGCCCAGAUUACUCUCUGUGGUCAACAUAAAGGGCUCAUAUUUUAUCAACAAAAUCUUUCCUAAACUACAAAGAUUUACAAGACGUUUCACUCAAACCUUUGGGGUUAGUGUCAGUACGUUAGAGGUCUCUCGUGUUGUAUGGCAUAAACAUUCCAAAUGAAGUGGCCUAUCUGGAAUCACAUCAAGUUACAGCAGAGAAAUUAACCAAAAAGCAUUCUGGUAGAAUCCAUCAGCAAUUCGUUUUAAGCAAGUCUUAAAAGGUAAAUAUGCCAAAGUCACAGGUCAUUCCGUUAUUCCUGAGGUGAGUAAGGUCAAUAAAUCAGUGUUUUUUCAGUGAUACUCAUUCCUUCCAUCCUUGGUUUGAAACACUGAUGUAGGAUUAAAGAUGACACAAGUGAUCUGCGGCGAAGCUCAGAUUACAGAAGCAGUUACCAAGAUCAGGAUGGGAGAGACCGUGAUCUUGAACGCAACAUUGGUCGUGAGCUGAGCCGUUUUAGGGAUGGUCGGUCUGAUACAAGAGAGGACCGACGGAGAAGUCCAGAUUCAAGGCACAGGGCUGGACCAGAUCCAUUUGGUCGUGACAGAGAUUAUUACAAGGAAAGGGAGCGUAGCAAAGAAUCAACAAAAAGUCGAGAUAAUGGUUAUGAUAAGACCAGUUACAGCAGAGAUCGAGACAGAGAUAGGCACAGGUCUCGUGAUAGUGAUCGUUAUGAACGUGAUGGACAGGAUCGAUACAGAGAUCGUUAUGAUGAUGAUUACGAUAAAGAAUAUAACAGAGACAGGGAUUAUAAAAGGUCACGUGACAGAGACAGAGACUAUGAUAAGGCUAGAGAUCGUGACAGAGGAUAUGACAGGGAUCGUGACUGGGACUACAGCAACAAGGAAAGAGCAGGAUACAGCAGAGACUGGAGUCGGCAGAGAGGGGAUUCAGAAGAUUAUAACAGUGAUGAAGUUGUACACACUUUCCUUGUCUUUUAUGCAUGAUAUUUCAAAUUCUGAUAUAAAUAACCACUAUGAUUUACACAGAAACAACAAAACAGAACAGAAAAGACACAAUUGAACAAGAAUCUUGUGUGCAUUUUGCUUUCUAAGUACUGUAAUAGCACCAAAGAUAUGAACAGAAUGGUGAAUGAUUAUAGCAAUUAGUGUUACUUCUGUUAUUGUAACAGUAUUUUUUGUUCUUUCUUUUUUUUUAUUGAGCUGUGCAGCUAGGAUAACACCUUUCGAUUAAGAAAACAUUUUGUUUUUCAGAAUUAAUGGAAAUUCAAAUUUCUUUUACUAAACAACUGGAAACAAAAUUUUAUAUCUUCUGUUCUUCUGUGAUACAACUCUUCUUAGGUCUUGUAUGAGAAUUCAAGCAAAAUAAAAUUAAUGUUUACGGUAUUUUCUAACUUUCAACUAAAUAAUCAACAUUAUUUACAAACAGCAUGAACUCAGUGAUCGUGAUAGAGACUGGCAAGACAGGGACUAUUCUCGUAGCAGGUACUCACGACGUGAUAGAGAUGAUGAUGACAGAAAGUGGCAGGACAGUCGUCAGGAUGAGCCCACUUCUGUGGUUAUAUUACAUGGAUUGGAUAAAGACUUUAAGGAGGAGGAUGUGAGUAUGGCGGCACGCUGUGAGAAGUCAUAA